Molecule: messenger RNA, 1206 nt
Organism: Rhagoletis pomonella (apple maggot)
Lineage: Eukaryota; Metazoa; Arthropoda; Insecta; Diptera; Tephritidae
Product: aldo-keto reductase family 1 member A1
Exons: 6
Coding region: 92-1063 (323 amino acids)
Cellular component (GO): cytosol
Molecular function (GO): aldose reductase (NADPH) activity
Source: RefSeq, a predicted model, not a curated record
CAGAGUAAAAUUAAACGCCGCGCGGUCAAGUUCGUGGUUUCUGAUUGAGUGCAUAAAAAGCUGAGAAGCAGUCAAUUCACUGAUAACAAAAAUGAGCGAGCAAAAAUAUUUACAUCUGAAUAAUGGCUUGAAGAUGCCGAUAUUGGGAUAUGGCACUUGGAUGGCAAGCGAGGAAGAAAUAACCGUUGCUGUAAAUGAAGCUCUCGAGAUAGGUUACCGCCAUAUUGACACUGCACCUGUGUAUUUGAAUGAAAAGGCUAUUGGAAACGUUCUACAGGAGUGGUUAUCUGCUGGUAAAGUUAAGCGAUCAUCUCUAUUCGUGACCACUAAGUUGCCACCACCAGGCAAUAAACCCGAUCUAGUAGAGUCGACUUUGCGCAAAUCCUUGGCAGAUCUGCAAUUGGAUUAUGUCGAUUUGUAUUUGAUACAUACGCCAUUUACGGUAAUGCUCGAUGAAAAUGGCGAAUUUAAACGCUAUGAAGAUGGCACUAUUAUGGUUGAUCCGAGCACCGAUCACGCAGCUAUUUGGAAGGAAAUGGAAGGUCUAGUUGCCAAAGGGUUGGCUAAAUCAAUUGGAAUAUCGAAUUUCAAUCUGCAGCAAAUUGAAAGGCUACGAAAGCAUUGCACCAUUCAACCGCAAGUUUUACAGAUUGAAUAUCACAUCUACUUGCAACAACCAGAGUUGAUUGAGUAUUGCAAAGCUUCGGACAUUGCCAUCACCGCCUAUUCACCACUAGGUUCCAAAGGCGUAGGCGCUUUAAAUAAGAUGGUUGGUGUAGAACGUGAGUUACCCGACUUACUUGAGGUGCCGGAAGUGAAGCAGAUCGCCAAGAAAUAUCAUAAGAGUGCAGCACAAGUUUUGCUACGGUGGAUUGUGGAGAAAGGCUUAUCGGUAAUACCGAAAAGCACCAAUUCCAAACGCAUGCGAGAGAACAAAGAUAUCUUUGACUUUAAACUAAGUCCAGAGGAAAUUGAACAGCUCAAUAAAUUGGAUGCCAAUGUGCGUGUGGUGGAUUUCGCAUUCUUCAAAGGCGUUGAAAAGCAUCCGGAAUUCCCCUUUUAAAUUUUGAACUCAAAGUUAGAACACAUUUGGUAUUUAAUAUUUAUCAAUUUAUCUUAGCAAUGUUAUAUUAAAUUUAUAUUCACCAUAUUUAUGCAAGUAGUUUUAGAAAUAUACACAUCAAUUACUCGCUUCUGCUACAGGCA